Molecule: messenger RNA, 949 nt
Organism: Entelurus aequoreus (snake pipefish)
Lineage: Eukaryota; Metazoa; Chordata; Actinopteri; Syngnathiformes; Syngnathidae
Product: Ras-related and estrogen-regulated growth inhibitor-like protein
Exons: 4
Coding region: 1-630 (209 amino acids)
Molecular function (GO): GTP binding; GTPase activity
Source: RefSeq, a predicted model, not a curated record
AUGGAGCUGAGAGGACUCACAUAUCCAGUCAGCAUGGAAGCCAACAUUGUCGUGAUGGGCACAGAGAGUGUGGGAAAGUCAGCUCUUACAGUUCGCCUGCUGACAAGGAGAUUCAUAGGAGAGUAUGGAGACAUUGAAUCCAUCUACACUCACAGAUUCAUGGUGGACGGGAGGGAAACUGCUGUCAAUAUUUGGGAUUCGCCUUAUUCCGAGACGGCGCUCUUUGAGAGAAAAGUCCGGUGGGCGGACGGCUUCGUCCUCGCCUACAGCAUCUGCGACCGCGCCAGCUUCACCGCCGUCACCCGCCUGCUCCACGCCAUCAAAUCCUCCAGAGGAUGCCCGCACGGCGACAGGGCACCCGUCGUAGUCGUCGUGGGCAACAAGCGCGACCUCCACCACCGGCGGAGGGUGCUGAGCGAGGAGGGCCGCCUCCUGGCCCUGGACGCCGGCUGCCUCUUCUACGAAGUGUCGGCGGCAGAGGACUACCACGGCGUGCUGGCGGUCUUCCACGGCCUGCUGACUGGGGUGAAGGACGCCAAGUUGAGCGCCAAGAGGCCGUGCACGGGCCUCAAGGGCAUCGUGAAGAGCGUGUCCGCCGUGUUCGCCAGACGACGGACUGACUCCAUUUAAGACACUUGUUGGGGCGCCACAGACAUCUUUUACCACCAGAGCCUGAAGACACGAGGAAAGAGGACAUUAACCUCGUGACCUUUGACCUAACAUGCUAACUCAAAAUGCAACAUAUAUUAUGGUUCUGUAUUUUGGACAAAAUAUUGGGGAUCUUUCAGCUCCUCCACAAUCGUAAUAACGUUUUUAAUAAUGUUUUCCAUUAAGUUACUGUAUAGGAGCAUGUGCAGGUGUACCUAAUGUAGUCGACAUGAACGAUAUCAUGAGGUGUACCUAAUGUAGCGUCCAGUGAGUCGACAUGAACGAUAUCAUAAGUUGUACC